Messenger RNA from Drosophila takahashii, 1554 nucleotides. RefSeq names its product prolyl 4-hydroxylase subunit alpha-1. Gene Ontology annotation, molecular function: L-ascorbic acid binding; procollagen-proline 4-dioxygenase activity; iron ion binding. Gene Ontology annotation, cellular component: endoplasmic reticulum. Gene Ontology annotation, biological process: peptidyl-proline hydroxylation to 4-hydroxy-L-proline. NCBI's taxonomy places the organism in Eukaryota, Metazoa, Arthropoda, Insecta, Diptera, Drosophilidae. The record is from RefSeq and is a predicted model, not a curated record.
AUGUUUAUAAUGUUAUUAGUCUGCUUAAAUGUAGUUGCUCUUCCAGGGGGACUUUUUGAAAUGGAUACCGAUCCAGCCAUGUCUAUAGCUGGAAUGAAAGGUCUUGUGGAUAUGGAAGGUUUAUUUAUAAGCGAACUAGGGAACUACGAAAAAGCACUAAAAGACAAAAUCGAUACGAUAGAGAGCUUUCUACAAGAUGUACAAUCAAAACGAGACAUUUCCAGGAAAAAUCCAGAAGAAUUCGUUGCCCAUCCACUCAACGCGUUUUCCCUUAUUCGACGAAUGCACGAGGAUUGGACCCACAUUGAGUUAUUUAUGUCGGAAAAAGUAGGCUUAAACCAUCUUCAAGCUAUUGAAGAAGGAUUAGAUGAAGCACAACCCACCGAUAAGGAUCUAAACGAUGCCAUUAAUGGAAUCUUAUUUCUGAACCGAUUUUAUAAUCUACAGCCAGUUGACAUAGCCAAAGGGUUACUAAUGGGACAACAAUACAACGCCCAUUUAACUACGCUCAAUUGUCAGGCAUUAGCCAAAGCGAACUUAGAUUAUAACUAUGAUAGGGAUGCUAUAAAUUGGUAUGAAACUGCUGUAGGACAAUACGAUGACAAUCGAGAUGGCCAAGUCUACAGGGAAGUAUUUGACUUUACGCUGCCUGAUUUAUACAUAAAUUACACCUCUACUUUGGUUAUUAAAGGUUUCCGGAAAGCCGCCUUAAAUAUACUUCGGAACGUAUCUGAUUUAGAUGCUAGAUUGUGGUUACUUCAGAAAGAAGUCUAUGAAGUAGGUAAAAUAGAUGUGCCAGAUCCCACGUUUCUUGUAGAGCCAUGGAUUGAUCAUAAUGGUUGUCAAGGACUCUGGGAGACCAGAAAGUAUUUAAGUUGUCACUAUGAAAAAGGAACUUCAGAUUUCCUUAGGAUUGCCCCACUCAAAGUCGAAAUCCUAAGCGUAGAUCCCUAUAUAGUAAUCUACCAUGAUGUAAUUUACGACAGAGAAAUCUCGAGAGUCAAAAAUAGUUCACUCCAUUCACUCAAGAGCCCUUCGCGAUACCUAAAUGGUGAUGACUAUAACAUUAAAUUUGCUAGGAUCCACGAGGAGCUGGAAAGCCCGCUAAAUAGGCGGAUUAAAGACAUGACAGGAGAGGAAGUGAAAGAGGAUAAAGAUUUUCUGAUAAGCAAUUAUGGUAUCAGUGGGUUUAGAGACUAUCAUAUUGACAACCUAGAAGUUCAGGAUCAAACAACAGAACUUGGCGAUCGACUAACAAGUAUUGUUUUCUUCAUAAGCAAUGUGUCCCAAGGAGGUGCCAUCACUUUUCCGCGUUUAAAUAUUACAGUUUGGCCACAAAAGGGCAGCGCAUUAGUUUGGCGAAAUCUGAAUCACAGCAUGCAGCCCAUCGAGGAUCUUUUGCAUUUAUCAUGUCCGGUUAUAGUGGGCUCUAAGUGGACUCUCGUAAAAUGGUUGCACGAAAAACCUCAAAUGUUUUUCAGACCGUGUAAAAAAGAGUACAAAGAGUUCAAUAUAUAAAUCCCAUGUCUAAAGCAUGAAAUUAUAAGCGUUAAA